Cyprinus carpio (common carp) is the source of this 2561-nucleotide messenger RNA. RefSeq names its product C3a anaphylatoxin chemotactic receptor-like. Gene Ontology annotation, molecular function: complement component C5a receptor activity; G protein-coupled receptor activity. The record is from RefSeq and is a predicted model, not a curated record. Gene Ontology annotation, biological process: inflammatory response; complement receptor mediated signaling pathway; phospholipase C-activating G protein-coupled receptor signaling pathway. NCBI's taxonomy places the organism in Eukaryota, Metazoa, Chordata, Actinopteri, Cypriniformes, Cyprinidae. Gene Ontology annotation, cellular component: plasma membrane.
UUUGGGGCUUUCUUCUUUUCCCAGAAAUAAAGAGAAAAAAAGUCUUAUCUAAAUUGAGUUAAAUAAUUUUAAACUCUUGGGUCGCUUACUGUAAACCAGUUACUCAUCCAGUUUGGUAAGGCAGAUAAAUAUCUAAAUUCCUUCAUGAUUCUCUUUUAGUCAGCUUUCAAGAAUGCCGUACUUUCCAACAAUCAUGACUAUAAUGAACCAACAUUUUGUAAAUGCACAUAGUUAUGUUUCUGCCAUACAUAGUUCAUUUAGUACACAUAGGACACAUUUCAUUUUUUGGGUUGUCUGGUGGUGGCAGCCAUUUUUUUUUAGCAAUUAUAAUCAUGUUACUUUGGCAGUUUACAAAGCUGUGGAUAUUCACAGCUUCUUUAUGCUUCUCCAGUUGUGGUUUUGUUUUACCACAAUAGCAAACAGAAUGUGAGAGACCGCAUCAGAAGAUCAGAACUCUUUCAGUUUGUGCUACAAGAACAGCAUUCUUGACGGAAUACUGAAAAUUAUAUUUUGGUAAAAAGGAAAUGAGUUGUUUGAAGUUGUUUAAUCUAAACAGUAAGACUUCCUUCCAUUUCCUGUGGUUCCGCCUUAAAGGGGUAAGCGGGGCAAAGAUCGCUAGUGAGUACAGAGCAGCUGGUGAGGAUAAACAGAGAACUUUGGACAGCAGCAACUCGAGCAAAAUGAACCAGGCAUUUACAGACGAUUACUCCAGUGAAUACUCUGAUUGUCUGUGGUGUUUUAAUGAAAGUAAGACAGACCCUGUGUCUUCAGAGGUGAACAAUUCCAUGAGGAGACUUUCUCUGGUCAUCUACUUCCUGACGUUUCUCCUCGGAGUUCCCGGAAACAUGUUUGUUGUGUACAUCGCUGGAAUGAAGAUGAAGAGGACGGUUAAUACAAUAUGGUUUCUCAAUCUAGCGACUGCAGACCUCCUGUGCUGCCUUUCCAUACCCUUCAGUGUUGCGGAGAUCCUCCUUAAGCAACACUGGCCGUAUGGAUCCAUCAUGUGCAAAAUUCUCCCCUUCGUUAUGCUCAUCACCAUGUUUGCCAGCGUUUUCACCUUGAACUUGAUUAGUCUGGAUCGGUUUGCUCAGGUGAUCACACCGGUUUGGGCUCAGAAUCAUCGUAAUUUGUUGCUUGCGCGGCUGUCCUGUGCAGCGGCUUGGGUCUUGGCUUUGUCGCUCAGCUUGCCCUUUAUGUUAUUAAGGCAAAUUUUUACUAAUGUUUGCUCAGGCACGCUUUGCACUUUUCAUGCUGAUGAAGAAGGUGAUUCCAACCUUCCGACAUUGGAGUUAAGUGUUAUCAGAUUUGUGUUUGGCUUUUUGAUUCCUCUCAUAUGCAUCACAACAUGCUACGGAUUCAUCGCACGCAAGUUAGGCAGGAGUCAUUUUCACUCUGGACGAGCGUUUCGCAUCAUGCUGGCUGUAAUUGUGGCCUUUUUUCUGUGCUGGCUGCCGUAUCACAUAGUGGAUUUGAUAGUAAGGUACGGAGAGGACUCGAGUUCCAAUGUGGCUUCGGCACUGGAUCCACUGGCCAUCUCUUUGGCGUAUGUCAACAGCUGCCUGAACCCCAUUCUGUAUGUUUUCAUGGGGCAGGAUUUUAAAAGUAAGAUUAAACUUUCCCUAAGACGUGUUUUUGAAAGAGCUUUCUCUGAGGAAGGAACUCAAGCAUCACGAUCCACACAGUCACAACAAAUGCACUCAGUGUAGUGAAGAUAUGAGCUCUUUUAUUCAGUCAUUUUUCUUUACUGAACCUAUGCACUUUUAAACAAAACUCAUUACUCUUGCUUUAAUAUUUUAUCGAAUGCAGUGACAUGUAGACAUUUUUUAGUUUGACCAAAUUACAUUAGGUGUUUUCUGAUUAGACAUCAUAUGAAUUUUUCUCAGAAUAGUUUUCUAGACCAAAUACUCCUGUGAAAUAUCUUGAAAAAAUGUUGUUCCUGUCUUCUUUUAAAAACUGAAACUUAAGAUAUGCAUUAGGGCUUACUUUAGCACUUUUUUUUAAAUAGGAAGUGUCCACUCUGCUUUCCGUCUUUGUCAGGAAAUUAUGAAAUUCAUUAAGUGCAUCUAAAAUCAUGAAAAAUCAUCUGUUUUAAGAGUGUUUUUUCUUUCUGAUUAACAAUGCUCAAUUUUUGGUGCAUUGUUUUUAUUCACUUUUACUUGAAUUAAUCAUGACGAUGAGAUUUCUUGUGUACAGCUUGCAGUCUGUAAUACUGAUGCUAUUUUUAGGCAGGUGCAGUAUUUUGAGGAAGUUAAUGCUGUGCUUACUGAUCGUGUGUGCUCUACAGGCUGAACACUCAUCGUCAAUAAAACAGGCUACAUAUACAUCAAUAUUCUGUCUUAAAUGCAAAGUUCCAGUGUCUGUAUAUACAAUAGGCUACAUAAACUACUAAGAAUAGCUACUAAUACUUUACUAUUACUUUGUGUGUGUAACAUCAAUCCAGAUUUGAAUAUUUUACUGUUUACUGCAUUGUAUUUGAUCAAGAUUGUCUUUUCAAUUUAAGAAGUGUAUGUUUAAAGUUAGAAUUACUGUAAUGAUCAUUAAAUAUUCAGAUUGACAUUUAA